GCGGAAGCAGUUGUCAGGUGUUGUUGUUGGGCAGCAUGGAUGACAGCAAGGAAUGGCCAGAGGUAGAAAAAGCAGGAAAAGAGAGGAGACGUGAGCUGGUUUUACAAGGCGCAGCGGUCGACAAGAGAAUUUCCUCUAAUGGAGGACUCAACCCUGCCAUCUAUUCCCUCACACUGCUGAAUUAUCUGGAAAUCAGCCAGUGUCCGAGCUUGACAGAGAUCCACGACGACAUCAAACAUCUGACAAACCUCCAGAGCCUCAUCCUUUGCAGGAAUAAGCUUGUCUCCAUCCCGCGAGCCAUCGGUGGUCUGGGCUCCGUGAAGGUCCUGGACCUCUCGGUUAACAACCUCAGGGUUUUGCCGGAGGAGAUCACUCGGCUGGCGGAGCUCAACACGCUGAAUGUGAGCUGCAACAGCCUGGAGGCUCUGCCGGAAGGGCUGAGCCAGUGCACCAAGCUCUCUACCAUCAACAUCUCCAAGAAUCACAUCACCGCCUUCCCCGAUGACUUCUACUCAGAGCGGCUGGAUCUGCUCAGCACCGUGAUAGCUUCUGACAACUCCAUCCAGGAGCUGAGUGCCGAUGUGCACAAGUUGUCAGCUCUGAAGAUGCUGGAUCUGUCCAACAACAUGCUGAGCGAGAUUCCCUCAGAUCUGAGUGACUGCUCCAAGCUCAAAGAGAUCAACCUCCGAGGCAACAAAUUCAAAGACAAGCGUCUGGAGAAGAUGGUCAACGGCUGCCAGACCAAGUCCAUUCUGGACUACAUUCGUGCCGGCAGCAGAGGGAAAGGAAAGGGAAAACAAGGGGAGGAUGGAGAUGAUGCUGAGGCGGGAGGACGAAAUGCAGACAAGAGGAAGAGGCAGCAACAGAGGAAGAAGAAGAAAAAGGUGGACGAAGAGGAUGAGGUAGAGGAAUUAGAUAAGAUGGUGGUGAGGGUUCUCCAUGUUUCCGACGCCCCCACAGCGCUCACGGUCAAAGUAAGCGAGGAGAUGAAGGACAUUCGGCCGUACUUGGUGUGUUGCAUGGUCAGGGGCAUGAACCUGAAGCCUGGGAACGCCCUCAAGAGGUUUCUGAUGGCCCAGACCAAGCUUCACGAGGAUUUAUGUGGGAAAAGGACCACGGCAACCAUCGCAACUCAUGACACGCAGUUUCUCAAAGGUCCCUUGGUGUAUGGCGCCAAACCCCCGGCUCAGCUAAAGAUCGUGCCACUGGGCCGCAAGGAGGUGACGGCCGUGGAGCUGAUGAGGCAGCUUCAGCUGGAGGCCGACGAGCAGAGGAAGCAGAAGAAGAGGCAAAACGUCUCAGGCCUGCACAAGUAUCUGCAGCUCCUGGAUGGAAAAGCACUCUACCCCUGCCUGCUGGAUGCAGAUGGAAAUGUGAUCUCAUUUCCACCAAUCACCAACAGUGAGAAGACAAAGAUAAGGAAGACAACCAAAGAGCUGUUCUUGGAGGUGACGAGCUCCACCAGCCUGCAGACCUGUAAAGACGUCAUGGAUGCUCUCAUUCUGAAAAUGGUGGAGUUGAACAAAUUCACAGCAGAGCACAAGGAGGAGGUUGGGUCAGACGGGGAAGGAGACACCCCUCCUGAACCGGCUGCCGACGGCGAGACUGCCAGCGAGACAUCAAGCGAACUGAUCAUCCAGCAAAUUCGAACCGUCGACCAAGACGGGAACCUCAAGGUUGUCUACCCAUCAAAGACCGACCUCUCCAAAGACAUCAGUAACCUAACAGUCAUCUGGUAGCUGUAACUGCUAACCUCUGAUGUUUACACUCAUUCAUGUGCUAUAUCCUAGACAGGUCCCAAAUGACAUUUUGGGUAUUUAUGGCUGUCAAAUAGUUUUACUAAUACAUGACAUCUAAUGAUUGUUGACAUGCAUUAGAAAAAUUAUUUGACUAUUGGUAAAACUAUUUGACAUCAUCCAGAAAUGAGGAACUCUGUUCACUUGAGGGAACUAAGAAAAUCUGACCCUGAGAUUGUUUGUGUGAUUUAUGCAACAUAUUGCAAAGUUUUGAUUUUGGUAAAUGUUAGUAGGUGCUUACUGCUAACAAAUGUUAAACUGUAAUUAAUUUGCCACAUACAGGCCUGUGUAGGGUAAUAGUUUGACAGUUUGGAUCCUGUUGGCACUUCCUUAGAACUACUAAGAUACUUAAGAUUACACGGAUUAAACAUUUAUAUAGUACACACAAACUAGGAUUUUUUUUUUUUUUGUACAAUUAUUUUUGUAUUACUUCCAAACUGAAGGCAACUCAUGUUUUGACUAGUUUGUCUUUUUUUUUUAUUAUUAUUAUUUGACAUGAAGUAUGACAUGGACUGGGCACUAAUAUAAAGUAGUGGAGAAUUUGUAUGACAAACUUAUGGUUUGUAAUCUCAGAGUAUUUUCAUUUAUCCUGAUGGCCACAAUGAUGAAACCUGAGUCUCAAAAAUAAAAUUUCCUCCAAAAGGC
This is a messenger RNA of Myripristis murdjan (pinecone soldierfish), 2441 nucleotides long. It is a transcript of the gene lrrc47, whose product is annotated as leucine rich repeat containing 47. The record is from RefSeq and is a predicted model, not a curated record. The transcript is spliced from 7 exons. The coding region runs from base 36 to 1739 and encodes 567 amino acids. Gene Ontology annotation, molecular function: RNA binding; phenylalanine-tRNA ligase activity; protein binding. Gene Ontology annotation, biological process: phenylalanyl-tRNA aminoacylation. Lineage: Eukaryota; Metazoa; Chordata; Actinopteri; Holocentriformes; Holocentridae.